Zingiber officinale is the source of this 3409-nucleotide messenger RNA. Its product is annotated as splicing factor-like protein 1. Gene Ontology annotation, biological process: regulation of mRNA splicing, via spliceosome. Gene Ontology annotation, molecular function: zinc ion binding; mRNA binding. The record is from RefSeq and is a predicted model, not a curated record. Lineage: Eukaryota; Viridiplantae; Streptophyta; Magnoliopsida; Zingiberales; Zingiberaceae. The transcript has 2 exons. Gene Ontology annotation, cellular component: nucleus. Bases 48 to 2309 code for a protein of 753 amino acids.
UUCUCCUCUUCGGUAAGUUUGUCGGCGUCUCUCUCUCUCUCUCUUUCAUGGAGGAAGCCCCCGCCGAAAUUCAAUCCUUCCAAACCCUAAUACCGCCGCCCCCAUCUCCUCCUCCUCCUCCCCCGCCUCCGCCGGCCAACGAAACCCUAUAUCAUGGCUUCCCACCGUCUCCGCCCGCCGAUCCCUACCAGGCCCCUUCCGUCGCCCUAGGCAAGGCGGACGUCCUCCUGUUGAAGCUCGAUGAUCGGCAGGUGCUCUCCGGAAACGCAAUCACUCACAGUGGCACCGACAAGGACGCCUCAGGCGGCGAGGAGGAGGCCAGCAGCCGCCGGCGCCGCCGCCGGCGCAGCCGGUGGGAUCCGAUUCCAUCAGAGGCCGAUCAGAACGGUGGCGGCGGCGAUGCGGAUGGCGACGGUAGGGGUAGGAAGAGGAAGUCCCGUUGGGCGGAGGAAGAGCCGAAGCCCGUCGUUCAGCUCCCCGACUUCAUGAAGGAGUUCACGGCGGAUCUUGAUCCAGAGGUACAGGCUCUAAAUUUCAGGCUUCUUGAGAUCAGCCGUCGUUUGCAGUCUACCUUGCCGCUGGAUGACCUUCCUGAAGGUGCCCGGUCGCCAUCGCCUGAGCCGAUCUAUGAUAACAUGGGCAUCCGGAUCAAUACCCGCGAGUAUCGUGCUCGGGAGAGGUUGAAUAGAGAACGGCAGGAGAUUAUCUCCCAACUGAUUCAGCGGAACCCAGCGUUCCGCCCUCCAGCUGAUUACCGUCCGCCAAAGCUCCAGAAGAAGCUCUAUAUUCCUAUGAAGGAGUAUCCAGGCUACAACUUCAUCGGUCUCAUCAUUGGUCCGCGAGGGAAUACCCAAAAAAGGAUGGAGAAGGAGACAGGAGCCAAGAUCGUCAUCCGGGGAAAAGGGUCUAUAAAAGAAGGUAAGCUGCUUCAGAAGAGAGAUUACAAGCCGGAUCCAGCUGAGAAUGAAGAUUUACAUGUCCUGGUGGAAGCCGAGACACAGGAGUCACUAGAUACUGCUUCCGCCAUGAUCGAGAAACUUCUGCACCCCGUUGAUGAAGUGCUGAACGAACACAAAAGACAGCAACUGAAAGAACUUGCAGCCUUGAAUGGAACUAUCAGGGAUGAGGAAUUCUGUAGGUUGUGUGGUGAACCAGGACACAGGCAGUAUGCUUGUCCUGCACGCACCUCAACAUUUAAGAGUGACGUUCUUUGUAAAAUUUGUGGAGAUGGUGGGCAUCCCACAAUUGACUGCCCCAUGAAAGGAACAGUCAAGAAGAUGGACGACGAGUACCAAAACUUUUUAGCUGAGCUUGGCGGUGCUGCUCCAGAGUCUACCAUGAAGCAGAGCUCUACGUUGCCACUGCUUGGUUCAAAUGCACCAGGAACCAAUCCUAACGGUGCACAAAGCCUGAUCAAGAAAGAAUACGAUGAAACAAAUCUUUAUAUUGGGUAUCUGCCUCCCGCUUUUGAUGAUGAUAGCUUGAUUAGGCUGUUCUCCCCCUUUGGUGAUAUUGUGAUGGCAAAGGUUAUCAAGGAUCGAAUCACUGGUCUCAGUAAAGGUUAUGGUUUCGUCAAGUACUCAGAUGCAUCCAUGGCUAAUCAGGCAAUAGCUAGUAUGAAUGGUUAUCAUCUGGAAGGAAGAACUAUAGCUGUUCGUGUAGCUGGUAAACCGCCACAGCCGACAGUGCCUCCGGGUCCUCCAGCUCCUCCGGCACCAAUUGGUGCAUACCCUUCUCAGCAGUACUUGCCAGGUGCACCUCUUGCAAACCCACCACCUCCACCUGGUAGUUAUGCUCCAGUCCCUUGGGGACCACUUGUUCCUCCAUAUGCUCCCUAUCUUCCACCUCCCCCUGGUUCAAGCAUGUACACUCCGGUACAAGGUCAGUCAGUGCCUCCCUACACAGUGCAGUACCCCCCUCAGCAACAAAUAGCCCCUCCUGGUGUCCCAGAGCAAAAUGCGCCUACUAGUGAAGCGAUGCAGAACCUUCCUCCUGGAGUUCAACCUCAGAGUGCUACUACGACUGUUGUUCCACCUGUACCAACUGAUAUGUUCGGUAGUGGUUCUGUACCAGGAGUAGUUCCACUUGUUCCUCCACCUUCAUUUGCUCCGGCAACUUAUGGCUAUGCACCUUAUUAUGCUCCUGUUCCACCACCCGUGCCACCUCACAGUUUUGAUCCCGCACAAAGCCUUGGAAAUGUACCAUGGGCCACUAGCACAGUGCCACCUGAGUCCGUCUCCUCUGCAGAACAAAUGACAACGCAUGGCUCAGAUGCGGAAUAUGAGAAGUUAAUGUCAGAGUUGAAGUGAUGCUGAAAUUUAUAAAGGUGUCAUAUUAUCAUUACUCCACAUCUGAGGAAUAGAUUGGAUCAGGCUCACCCUUGCUUCUGCCCAACAUCUAGACUGAUUUAACUGGUUACCUGGGUAUAGAUGUUAGUUUUUUUAUUAUAGCAGGAGUUGAACACAGUUUUUCUGUCGCGACUUCAUGUUAAGGUUAGCAGCUACAUAUGGAAUACAUACUUCAGAGAUAUAUAGUGCCCAUGGUAGUUAAACGAAUCCAGAAAAUGCCUUUACAGUUGACAUUGGUUUGGACAAUGACCUUUAAUGUAAUGCUUCAAGCCAAAAUAAAAUAUUCUAAUAUGUUGUGAGAGCAGUCAUCUAACCAGUCAUGUGCUCAAAAUAUGAUAAAAUAUGGUGGCAGCUCAUAGCCAAGUAGAAUAUGCAUUCUAAGCCAGUCCAAAUGGGUUAUCACUUCCUACAAAGCCUGACUUCUAUGAAAACUUAACCUCUUAGGGUGAACAUGGCCUUCAUCCAUGAACUGACAUUUGAAUAAUCUAUGGCAAUAGUAUGAAAGCAUUAGUUAUCAUAUUACACACUUGUUAAUAAAAUUUUAUCUUAUGUAUUACUACAUAAAGCAGCUAAAAAGGAAGUGGACCUAAGGAUGGUUUUGUAUUUUGUAACCAUUUGAUAGCUGAGAUUGGACAUUAUUUGGUAGAAAACUAUAAAUCUUAUCAUGUAUCACAGGGCAAAAUUUUAAUUUGUUAUGUUAUAUUAAAGUUUCAAAAAGUGUAUUCUGUCAAUAUGCAAUUGACCCUUUAUAUAUAUAUAUAUAUAUAUAUAUAUAUAUAUAAAGAUAGUUAGCAUAUAUACAAUAAAAGAUGUUAAUGAAUAAAUCCAGUUCAUACUUCAACAUAGAAAAUUAUGUGUCAAUCAUACAUUGAAAUGGAAAUCAAACAAUCAAUACCAACCAAGGUUUAAAAUUUCGACCCGUGCCGAGGUUUCGGUCCUAGACCGAAACGAUACGAUUCCGGUACCGUAUCGUACUGUGCCGAUAUAAUUUCGGUAUUUUUUAAAUAUAAAAUAUAUUAAUUAAAAACUAAAAUAUUUAAUAUAAAUAUUUAAAAAAUAAA